Gastrolobium bilobum is the source of this 853-nucleotide messenger RNA. Its product is annotated as acyl carrier protein 1, chloroplastic-like. Gene Ontology annotation, molecular function: phosphopantetheine binding; acyl carrier activity. Lineage: Eukaryota; Viridiplantae; Streptophyta; Magnoliopsida; Fabales; Fabaceae. The record is from RefSeq and is a predicted model, not a curated record. The coding region runs from base 152 to 574 and encodes 140 amino acids. Gene Ontology annotation, biological process: fatty acid biosynthetic process. The transcript is spliced from 4 exons.
UAGCCUCUCAAACAAAGCACUACCUAGUUUAUUACCAGUUAACACUCGUAAUAUCAAUUGCCUUGGACAAAAUCACAAAAUAUUAGACACUUGACUCAUAAACAUAAUCUCUAACUCUCUAUCCUUUAGCCUGAUUCUUACCUGAGCUUCAAUGGCCUCUAUUUCAGCCACUUCUCUUAGAUUCAAAUCCUCUCUAAAGCUGCCUAGCUAUACCAGCCAGGCUUCUUCCAAAAUUUCAAGUUUGAGGACAGUUUCUGUGGGAUGGACCAGAAGGAGUUUAUCUUCUUUGAGAACCUCCAGCUUCAGCAUCUCUUGUGCAGCACAACCUGAGACAGUGCAGAAAGUUUGCGAGGUUGUUAGAAAACAACUUGCUCUGGCACCUGAAUCUGAGCUUACCCCAGAAACCAAGUUUUCAGCACUUGGUGCUGAUUCCCUUGACACAGUGGAAAUAGUCAUGAGUUUGGAGGAAGAAUUUGGCAUUAAUGUUGAGGAGGAGAACUCUGAAUCGAUAACAACAGUCCAAGAAGCAGCUGAUUUAAUAGAGAAACUGGUUCAAAAGAAAGGUGGAGAUUAAGAGGUGAACUUGAGUGUAAACUCAAGGGAAUUGAACAUGCAUUUCUGAAGUGAGAGUAGAAGUAAAAAUGAAUGAGGUUAAUCAUUUAACCAAGUUACUUGACCUAGAUUUUGUAUCUUCAAAUGCUACUUAGGAAACAGUUUAGCUUUUUUCCAUUGUGAUAUUGUUUAUCUUACUGUUCCUAUUUGUUGUUGUUUUUUUUUUCCGGAAGAUAUGUAUCCCAUUUGCUUUUGUAGGGAAAGACCUAAAGUAAAGUUUAUUCUAUUUGUCUAAUUUUAU